Molecule: messenger RNA, 629 nt
Organism: Pyrus x bretschneideri (Chinese white pear)
Lineage: Eukaryota; Viridiplantae; Streptophyta; Magnoliopsida; Rosales; Rosaceae
Product: sm-like protein LSM5
Exons: 4
Coding region: 122-388 (88 amino acids)
Biological process (GO): mRNA splicing, via spliceosome
Cellular component (GO): Lsm1-7-Pat1 complex; U4/U6 x U5 tri-snRNP complex; U6 snRNP
Molecular function (GO): RNA binding
Source: RefSeq, a predicted model, not a curated record
GGUAGUUUGGACAUUGCGAGUCUGGCACGCUCAUAUAAUCGCGCUAACAAAGUGUUGAGCCCAUACUUCCGAACUCAGUCUGACAGACAAAGAUUGCCGCGAACUUGUCCCUCCGCUUCCAAUGGCCGCCAGCAAUCCGUCGCAGCUGCUCCCAUCAGAGUUGAUCGACCGGUGCAUAGGGUCGAAGAUAUGGGUGAUAAUGAAGGGAGACAAGGAGCUCGUAGGGACUCUGAGGGGUUUCGAUGUCUACGUCAACAUGGUACUGGAAGACGUCACCGAAUAUGAGAUUACUCCCGAAGGAAGACGUAUAACCAAGCUUGAUCAGAUUUUACUCAAUGGAAACAAUAUUGCCAUUCUGGUCCCUGGCGGCUCACCUGAAGCGGAAUGAGAGGGUAACUAGCCACCCUGCUAUUGAAUAUUUAAACUACAUGUGGUUGGGGGGAGAUUGUUUCUCUUUUUUUUGUCCACCCGGCACUCUUGUUAGUAGGAAGCGACGUGGUUCUAGGACAUAUUAAGGAUAUGGUGUAUUAUGUUUCUUCUAAUUCGGAGUUGUGUUGAUUUUUCAUAUACAUUGACAGGCUGAUCUUUAUUAUUGUUCACAAGGCAUAUUUGUCGAUUUGCCUCCUGUA